AUGUACGAUUCGAUUCGCUGUUGUGAACAAACUAAAAUUGCCAUGGAUAACUUGAAUGAAGAGCAGAUAGAGAAACUGCAGGCCAUUUUUGAGAUUAUGGAUCAGGAUUCCGAUGGCAAAAUUUCAAUCAAUGACUUAACGCAAAUAUUUAACAGCCUUGGUGAUUCGAAGACAGAGAAAGACGUGAUUACAAUGUUUGAAGAACAACAUCCAGAUUCGAAUUCUGGCAUAUCGUUUACUAUGUUCUUAAAGUUCAUGAGCUCAAAGAUUGAGCGGAUGACAGAGACAAGAAAGAUGAGAGAGGCUCUUACUGUGUUUGGAGAGGAAGAAAUUGGCAAACAAGCAUUUAGUGAGACUUUGGACGACACUUUGGAAGUGCAAGAAGUUUUGAGUGAGUUUUCUAAGGAAAACCACUUGACUGGUGAAAUUGUCUUUCGAAAUGAAAAGUAUCUUAAAAAGCAGCUGUAA
This is a messenger RNA of Komagataella phaffii GS115, 468 nucleotides long. RefSeq lists its product as hypothetical. Gene Ontology annotation, molecular function: myosin heavy chain binding; calcium ion binding. The transcript has a single exon. Bases 1 to 468 code for a protein of 155 amino acids. The record is from RefSeq and is a predicted model, not a curated record. Lineage: Eukaryota; Fungi; Ascomycota; Pichiomycetes; Pichiales; Pichiaceae. Gene Ontology annotation, cellular component: cytoplasm; myosin II complex.